AUGUCUCAAAACUACGAAUCCCCGAACGAAACGGCGGCCGCCCGCCUCGUCCCUUACAGUCAGCGAUGGCACCAUGCAAAGAUCAUAAUUCGUAUUCUAAUUAUUUGCCUUUGUGCCCUCUCCUAUGGCCUAUGCUUCCUGUCAAUCAUAUAUGCAAUAGGCCUGGGGCCGAUCGUGAUAGCCGAUGUCGCCUGGACUGUCACAGAAUUUAUCGCCCUCGCCAUUCGAAGGGCCAAGAAACGCGGCAUCCACCCGAUUGCGCACCUAGUUCUCGACACCCUCUUCCCGCCAGCUUAUCUGUUUGCCGCGGUAAUGUACGGCGAUGAAAUGGCAAAUUCUCGCAAGAGGCCCCGCAAUUUCGUCGUCGAGGCUUUCAUCAUCAUCUUUGUGGUGGCCUUGAUGAUCCUCCACUCCGUCCUUUUCGUCCGCAGCUGCAUCGAGGUCCACCAGCGCAGACUGUCGAAGGGCGUCCCGAAAACGAUGUACUACAUCCCUGGACAAGGCGCCCCGUUCGUUGCCAACCGUGAACCUCUGGAGGCCGAGCUGGACGCGAUGCCUGCUGCAGCACGCAGAAGUGUGAGCACGUCCAGUCUUCCAGACAAAGAAGAGCCGAAGGCUGCUGGAUCAUGUGCCCAGCUCGCGGCUGAUCGGGUGUGA
Diaporthe citri is the source of this 657-nucleotide messenger RNA. RefSeq lists its product as uncharacterized. Bases 1 to 657 code for a protein of 218 amino acids. The transcript is spliced from 2 exons. The record is from RefSeq and is a predicted model, not a curated record. NCBI's taxonomy places the organism in Eukaryota, Fungi, Ascomycota, Sordariomycetes, Diaporthales, Diaporthaceae.